AUGGGUUCAAAAUACUCAAAACAGCGACACAAGCCUAGGAUAAGCAAAGCUCAGAUACCAUGGCUACUAAGAGGCGCAAUUCGUAGCAACAACGUUGAAACUAUUCAGUAUCUCUUGACCUACCCAAAUCAUGUUAAUCCCAGCAUGGUUAUCGAUGGAGUAUGUCCUCUCAACCUGGCCGUCGAACUCGGGCACUUGCAAAUGGUCAAAAUACUUGUUAAGGCAGGUGCAGACAUUCAUGUCCCUGAUGCUCCGCGAUAUCCAUUGCACCAGGCGUGCCUUCUCGGCAGAAGUUGCAUCGCUGAUCUUCUAAUUCGAUCUGGUUCAUCCUUGUCAGCUGUCACCGCUGAGAAUCAGUCAUGUCUACAUCUUUUGGCUGACCAAUCUGCCGAGCGUUAUCUUGAAACUGCGCGUACACUUCUUUCAUAUAACAUCGAUCCCAACACUUUAGACGAUAAUGGUCUGGCUCCACUUCAUAUUGCAACACUGGAAAUGAUUCCUGUCAUUUCUGCAGCUAUUGAUUUGCCUACAUCUUUAAUGUAG
Molecule: messenger RNA, 543 nt
Organism: Protopolystoma xenopodis
Lineage: Eukaryota; Metazoa; Platyhelminthes; Monogenea; Polystomatidea; Polystomatidae
Source: the annotation of a GenBank genome assembly